GCGGCGGCGGCGGCGGCGGCGGCGGCUGCGCGGUGAGCGAGGCGGACUGCACGGCGGGGCGCGGAGCCCGGAUUCCCGGCUCCGUCCGGGAUCCUCAGGCUUCGGCACCCAGCCUCGGCACCCAGCUUCUCGGGGUGAAUGGCGCGGAACUGCAGACACGGACGGCGCUGAGCCCUGCCACGGGCCAUGGCCUCGGCGUGCGGGGCGCCGGGACCUGGGGGCGCGGGGCCGGGGGGCGCGCUGGGCAGCCCGGCCCCUGCCUGGUACCACCGCGACCUGAGCCGCGCCGCUGCGGAGGAGUUGCUGGCGCGGGCCGGCCGCGAUGGCAGCUUCCUGGUCCGAGACAGCGAGAGCGUGGCGGGGGCCUUCGCACUCUGCGUCUUGUAUCAGAAGCAUGUGCACACAUACCGUAUUCUGCCUGAUGGAGAAGAUUUCCUGGCUGUGCAGACCUCACAGGGUGUACCUGUGCGCCGCUUCCAGACCUUGGGUGAGCUCAUUGGCCUGUAUGCCCAACCCAACCAGGGCCUUGUGUGUGCCCUGCUACUACCUGUAGAGGGGGAGAGAGAACCAGACCCGCCUGAUGACCGAGAUGCCUCAGAUGUGGAGGAUGAGAAACCCCCUCUGCCCCCACGCUCCGGCUCCACCAGCAUUUCUGUCUCAAUCGGGCCUAGCAGCUCACUGCCACCCCCAGAGACCCCCACCACUCCAGCUGCUGAGAGCACUCCCAAUGGGCUGAGCACUGUCUCCCAUGAGUAUCUGAAGGGCAGCUACGGACUGGACCUGGAGGCCGUGCGGGGCGGAGCCAGCAACCUGCCCCACCUCACCCGCACCCUAGCCACCUCAUGCCGCAGGCUGCACAGCGAGGUGGACAAGGUCCUGUCUGGCCUGGAGAUCCUGUCCAAGGUGUUUGAUCAGCAGAGCUCACCCAUGGUGACCCGCCUUUUGCAGCAGCAGAGCCCACCACAGACUGGGGAGCAGGAGCUGGAGAGCCUAGUGUUGAAGCUGUCAGUGCUGAAGGACCUCCUGUCAGGCAUCCAAAAGAAGGCCCUGAAGGCUCUGCAGGACAUGAGCUCCACAGGACCCCCAGCCCCACUGCAGCCCUCCACACGCAAGGCCAAGACCAUACCUGUGCAGGCCUUUGAGGUGAAGCUGGAUGUGACCUUGGGUGACCUUACCAAGAUUGGGAAGUCCCAGAAGUUCACGCUGAGCGUGGAUGUGGAGGGAGGGCGGCUGGUGCUGCUGCGGAGACAGCGGGACUCCCAGGAGGACUGGACAACCUUCACGCACGACCGCAUUCGUCAGCUCAUUAAGUCCCAGCGUGUCCAGAACAAACUUGGUGUUGUGUUUGAAAAGGAGAAGGACCGUACCCAGCGCAAGGAUUUCAUCUUUGUCAGUGCCCGGAAACGGGAGGCCUUCUGCCAGCUGCUGCAGCUCAUGAAGAACAAACACUCAAAACAGGACGAGCCUGACAUGAUCUCUGUCUUCAUAGGCACCUGGAACAUGGGAAGUGUGCCGCCUCCCAAAAACGUGACGUCUUGGUUCACAUCGAAGGGUCUCGGGAAGGCCCUGGACGAAGUCACAGUGACCAUCCCCCACGACAUCUAUGUCUUUGGGACCCAGGAGAACUCAGUGGGUGACCGAGAGUGGCUAGACCUGCUUCGAGGGGGCCUCAAGGAUCUUACGGAUCUGGAUUACCGCCCGAUUGCCAUGCAGUCGUUAUGGAACAUCAAGGUGGCUGUGCUGGUGAAGCCAGAGCAUGAGAACCGCAUCAGCCAUGUCAGUACGUCUAGCGUGAAGACUGGCAUUGCCAACACCCUAGGGAACAAGGGAGCUGUGGGUGUCUCAUUCAUGUUCAAUGGCACCUCGUUUGGCUUUGUGAAUUGCCAUCUCACCUCAGGAAAUGAGAAGACUGCCCGGCGGAACCAGAACUACCUGGACAUCCUUCGUCUGCUCUCAUUGGGCGACCGGCAGCUCAGUGCCUUUGACAUUUCUCUGCGUUUCACUCACCUCUUCUGGUUUGGGGACCUCAACUACCGCUUAGACAUGGACAUCCAGGAGAUCCUGAACUACAUCAGUAGGAAGGAGUUUGAGCCCCUGCUCAGGGUGGACCAACUCAACUUGGAACGAGAGAAGCACAAGGUCUUCCUUCGAUUCAGUGAGGAGGAGAUUUCCUUCCCACCUACCUAUCGCUAUGAGCGGGGUUCUCGGGACACAUAUGCCUGGCAUAAGCAGAAACCUACUGGGGUGCGGACCAAUGUGCCCUCAUGGUGUGACCGGAUUCUGUGGAAGUCCUACCCUGAAACCCACAUCAUAUGCAAUUCCUAUGGUUGUACUGAUGACAUUGUCACCAGCGACCAUUCCCCUGUGUUUGGAACAUUUGAGGUUGGAGUUACUUCACAGUUUAUCUCCAAGAAAGGGCUCUCAAAGACUUCGGACCAGGCCUACAUCGAGUUUGAGAGCAUUGAGGCCAUCGUGAAGACAGCCAGCCGUACCAAGUUCUUCAUUGAGUUCUACUCCACCUGCUUGGAGGAGUACAAGAAGAGCUUUGAGAAUGAUGCCCAGAGCAGUGAUAACAUCAACUUCCUCAAAGUGCAGUGGUCCUCGCGCCAGCUGCCCACGCUCAAGCCAAUUCUGGCUGACAUCGAAUACCUGCAGGACCAGCAUCUCCUGCUCACGGUCAAGUCUAUGGACGGCUAUGAAUCCUAUGGGGAGUGUGUGGUUGCACUCAAAUCCAUGAUUGGCAGUACAGCACAGCAGUUCCUGACCUUCCUGUCACACCGCGGCGAGGAGACUGGCAACAUCCGGGGCUCCAUGAAAGUGCGGGUGCCCACAGAACGCCUGGGCACCCGUGAGCGGCUCUAUGAGUGGAUCAGCAUUGAUAAGGAUGAGGCAGGGACCAAGAACAAGGCUCCCUCUGUGUCCCGAAGCAGUCAGGAUUCCAGAUCAGGGAGUCGAAAGCCAGCCUCCACAGAUGCUUCCUGCCCACUGUCCAAGUUGUUUGAAGAGCCAGAGAAACCACCACCAACUGGGAGGCCUCCAGCCCCACCCCGAGCAGGUCCCCGGGAGGAGCCCUUGAAUCCUAGUUAUUCUACUCUCAAACCCAGGUUGAAGCCAGAAGGGGCUACUGAGCCAGAAGGGGUAUCAGCCCUCCCACCCAAGAACAGCUUCAAUAACCCUGCUUACUACGUCCUUGAAGGGGUCCCGCACCAGCUGCUGCCCCUGGAGCUACCUUCACCUGCCAGGGCCCCUGUCCCACCUGCCACCAAGAACAAAGUGGCCAUAACAGUGCCUGCUCCACAGCUUGGACGCAACCGGCCCCCUCGCGUGGGAGAGGGGAGCUCAUCAGAUGAGGACUCUGGAGGUACACUGCCUCCUCCAGAUUUCCCACCCCCACCACUGCCGGACUCAGCCAUCUUCCUGCCUCCCAGUCUGGAUCCUUUGUCAAUGCCAGUGGUCCGGGGCCGCAGUGGGGGUGAGGCCCGUGGCCCACCACCCAAGGCCCAUCCAAGGCCUCCACUGCCCCCAGGCCCCUCACCUGCCAGCACCUUCCUGGGAGAGAUAGCAAGUGGGGAUGACCGGUCCUGCUCAGUACUACAGAUGGCCAAGACACUCAGUGAGGUGGAUUAUGCUCCUGCGGGGCCUGGACGCUCAGCACUCCUCCCCAGCCCCCUUGAGUUGCAGCCGCCCCGAGGACUACCCUCAGACUAUGGCCGGCCCCUGAGCUUUCCUCCACCUCGCAUUCGAGAGAGCAUCCAGGAAGACCUGGCAGAGGAGGCUCCUUGCCCGCAGGGCGGGCGGGCCAGCGGGCUUGGCGAGGCGGGCAUGGGUGCCUGGCUGCGGGCCAUCGGCUUGGAGCGCUAUGAGGAGGGCCUGGUACACAACGGCUGGGACGACCUGGAGUUUCUCAGUGACAUCACGGAGGAGGACCUGGAGGAGGCUGGGGUGCAGGACCCAGCUCACAAGCGCCUUCUUCUGGACACCCUGCAGCUCAGCAAGUGAUAGCGGAGGCUCUGGGGAGCUUGGAUCAGUUAGUGCCUUUCUUUGAAGGUCCCACACAGCCGGAGCUUGAAAAGUUUUGAGGGGCGGGGCAGUGCCUCUCUACUUAUUUAUUGGGGGAUCUGCGUUCCCCACUGCCCAAUCAUUUGGGAUGCCUUAAUCAGUACUUCCUGCCUCUCCCCUCCGCGCUGCUGAUGGCAGUAGCCUGCAGCGGUUCCCAGUCGCUUAGGGGGUUGCUUUGGUGCAGACCCCUCCCUGUGGAGCACCUGGGCCACCACCACCUCCACGGCCAUUUCUGCCCCUCUACCCCCAUGAACCACAGAGGAAGAGUCACUUUCCUCCUCCUCCGAGGGGCAACCGUCCGGAAAUGAAGGAAGAGCCCGAGGACCGGGCUGGGGUUUAUUUAAUAAGUUUUGUUUUGUUUUCUGUGUGGGUUUGGGGAGGGAGGGUACCUUAAUAUUAUUGGGGUCACUGGGGCGGUGGGGGGGGGGGGAGGAUCGCAGGACGUGGGCUAUGUAUUGCCAGUUUGCUUAGUUCUGUCUCCCGGUCCAUACCGCCCAGUGCUGGGAACGAGUGGCGGCUGUAGACAAGAAAUGUCCUCCUGGUGGUCGCGACGGGGGAGGGGAGGAGGGGAGACCCGUUUCUUGCAGUCUGUCCCCAGCCUGGCACUUGGAAGGGUUGAUGUCUUCAAUAAAUUAAGUUUUAUUUG
Dipodomys spectabilis (banner-tailed kangaroo rat) is the source of this 4705-nucleotide messenger RNA. RefSeq names its product inositol polyphosphate phosphatase like 1 (gene Inppl1). The record is from RefSeq and is a predicted model, not a curated record. Gene Ontology annotation, molecular function: phosphatase activity; protein binding. The transcript is spliced from 28 exons. Gene Ontology annotation, biological process: phosphatidylinositol dephosphorylation. NCBI's taxonomy places the organism in Eukaryota, Metazoa, Chordata, Mammalia, Rodentia, Heteromyidae. The coding region runs from base 187 to 3999 and encodes 1270 amino acids.